Messenger RNA from Periophthalmus magnuspinnatus, 1983 nucleotides. It is a transcript of the gene glt8d1, whose product is annotated as glycosyltransferase 8 domain containing 1. Gene Ontology annotation, molecular function: glycosyltransferase activity. Bases 216 to 1325 code for a protein of 369 amino acids. Gene Ontology annotation, cellular component: Golgi apparatus. Lineage: Eukaryota; Metazoa; Chordata; Actinopteri; Gobiiformes; Gobiidae. The transcript is spliced from 11 exons. The record is from RefSeq and is a predicted model, not a curated record.
CAGGAAAUAUGACCGUAACCCUACUACAGCCAACCUCGAUAGCAAAUAAAGUUGCCAAUGUUGAGUUGGCAGUUUGGCAGUCAAGACGCCGCUGCAGCUGACCUCAGUUAGCAUCUCAUCCUCCUCCAGCCUUUCCUUACAUCAUCUAUUUCGCGUCUUAAAUUUAGUUUUUAUACAAUUCUAAAAUCACUAAAGGGACGAAUGAAGACGCCAUUAUGACACUACGAAAAGUAAACUUGGUGAUUCUGGUGCUUCUGGCUGUGGCUUUCCUUAUUAUUGUUCAGAGAAACCUCCUCAGUCUCAGCGACAUUUUACACAAAGAGAAUCCAGAUGCCGGAGUGGUCCUUCCGUUUGAAGCGGAGCUCUCUCAGAACCUGCAUCCAGACUCAGGGCCCAGAUCCGGAGAUGAAAUCUUGGUUCUGAUUACAGCGACUGAGGACCGACUGGGCGCCACGAUGACGGCCAUAAACAGCAUCUACUCCAACACUAAAGCUAAUGUGGUGUUCACUAUAGUCACUCUCAACCACACCGUACAGCACCUCAACGCAUGGCUUGGUGAAUCAAAACUAAAAAGCAUUAAACAUAGAAUAGUUAUAUUUGAUCCAGAGCUCCUCAAAGGAAAAAUUUCUCAAGACUCAAACAGCGUGGAAGCCUCAAAACCAUUGGCAUUUGCAAGAUUCUACCUCCCCCUUUACUUCCCAGAGGCAGAGAAGGCCAUUUAUUUAGACGAUGAUGUUAUUGUACAAGGAGAUAUUCAGGAGCUGUUUGAGACCAAUCUUAAACCAGGACAAGCUGCAGCCUUCUCAGACGACUGUGACUCGACCUCUGCAAAAGGAAUCAUUAGAGGAGCUGGGAAUCAGAAUAACUACAUGGGUUUCCUGGACUUCAGGAAAGAGUCAAUAAAGAAGUUGGGUCUAAGAGCAAACACAUGUUCAUUUAACCCUGGAGUCUUUAUCGCAAAUCUGACAGAGUGGAAAAACCAGAACAUCACAGGGCAGCUGCAGCACUGGAUGGAGCUCAACACACAUGAGGACCUGUACAGUAAGACUCUGGGUGACAGUGUGAUCACUCCUCCUCUGCUCAUCGUCUUCUACAAACGACACGGCGCCAUCGACCCCAUGUGGCACAUCAGGCAUCUGGGUACAACAGGAGCAGGUAACCGUUACUCGUUCCAGUUCGUCAAAGCGGCCAAACUUCUGCACUGGAACGGCCAUUACAAACCCUGGGGCCGUGGCGCUGCCUUUACUGAUCUCUGGGAUCUGUGGUACAUUCAGGACCCCUCCGGAAAAUUCCACCCCAUCAGACGACACGAGGACAAAGAAUAAUACCACUGCAAAAAAGGACAUUUACACAAGAUUUAAAAACGUCAAGUUUUGGGACCUUUUUAACCAAGUGGACCUACUUUGGACGACAUUUUACCUCAGGAAAAACUACCCUGUUAAGUCUGAAUUUUCGGUUUAAAACACUAUCAUGCUCUCAUCAAUUGUAUUUUUUUUAUUAUCGCCAAAGCCUUACCUCACUUAACCUGUGGACAUUCUACCUGCAAAUCAUGUUUAGAUUUUUUAUAGUUUAAAUUUUAGUUUAAAAAAAGUAAUGUUCAGUUUUCCCUCAUUUUAACAUGACACAAUUAGUCCAACUACUGUAUCUCCAAACAUUUUAACAUCAGUCUGCCUUCAUUUAUAGUAACAGAAAUGUGUUUUAUUUUGCCAAUUUUCUACAUUCAAAGUUAUGUCCUUUUCAACUCUUAUGUAGCUGUAAUGAAUUUAGCUACUAGCCUUAGCUUUAUAGCUGCUAACAUUCAAAAAACACUAUAUUCCAAGUAUUUUAUUAUUGUUUUUACUGGUGCUAAACUUUCAUAACUUGCCCUGUCUGCCUUAACCUGAGAUGUUGCCAGUUUUAAUAAGUUUUUAUCCUGUUUUCAUAAAAGUUGUAAAUAAUGUCGAGUUUUGUAAAUACAUUAAAUAAAGAGCUUUUUAUUCAAAA